Molecule: messenger RNA, 2953 nt
Organism: Cottoperca gobio
Lineage: Eukaryota; Metazoa; Chordata; Actinopteri; Perciformes; Bovichtidae
Gene: chata
Product: choline O-acetyltransferase a
Exons: 16
Coding region: 1-2157 (718 amino acids)
Biological process (GO): neuromuscular synaptic transmission; acetylcholine biosynthetic process
Cellular component (GO): neuron projection; cytoplasm
Molecular function (GO): choline O-acetyltransferase activity
Source: RefSeq, a predicted model, not a curated record
AUGCUCAAAAUUACAAAAGGAUCAAAGACGAGUGGGAUUGUUUUAUCUUUCUGUCUGUCUCAAAGGCUGCCCCUCCGCACCGCCAACAUGCCAGUUCUGGACCAAGAGCCCUCCAAAGAUUUAGGGGGCGGAGAUGCUCUCCCUAAGCUGCCGCUCCCAGCCCUGAAAGACACACUGGACAUGUACCUGAGGUGCAUGAAGCACCUGCUCACAGAGGAACAGUUCAACAAGACCCAAAAUGUAGUGAAGCAGUUUGGAGCCUCUGGAGGAGUGGGGGAGCUACUGCAGAGCAAACUUAUGGAGAGGAGGGAGAACAAGGCAAACUGGGUGUAUGAGUACUGGCUGAAUGACAUGUACCUUAACAACAGACUGGCUCUGCCUGUCAACUCCAGUCCUGUGAUGGUCUUCCCACAGCAGCACUUCAGGGCUCCCAUCGACUCUUUAAGGUUUGCUGCACACUUGAUUUCUGGAGUUUUGGAGUACAAGACUCUUCUUGAUUCGCGUGCUCUGCCUGUGGACUACGCCCGGGGCCAGCUGGCUGGAACCCCUCUGUGUAUGGAGCAGUACUAUCGCCUCUUCACUUCUUACCGCCUACCGGCACCUGAGAGGGACAUUCUGGUGGCCCAGGAGAGUAGCGUGAUGCCAGAACCUGAACACGUCAUUGUGGCUUGUAAAAACCAGUUCUUUGUGCUCGAUGUGGUGAUCAACUUCCGCCGACUGAAUGAAAGAGACCUGCUGACUCAGCUGGACAAAAUCGCCCGGAUGGCAGAUAGCGAAGAAGAGCGGCUCCCACCUAUUGGUCUCCUCACUUCUGAUGGAAGGACAGAGUGGGCCAAGUCUCGCGGCGAGCUAAUGAGAGAGUCUACUAACAGGGACUCUCUGGACAUGAUCGAGCGUUGUAUGUGUCUGGUCUGUCUGGAUGACCCCACCGGGCCCGAGCUUAGUGACACCACACGUGCUAUGUUGACGCUGCACGGCGGAGGAGUGGCCAAGAAUGGGGGCAACCGCUGGUAUGACAAACCCAUGCAGUUUGUUGUAGGAGCUGACGGCUGCUGUGGAGUCGUGUGUGAACACUCACCGUUUGAGGGAAUUGUCCUUGUGCAGUGCACAGAGUAUCUACUCAAAUACAUGAUUAGCAGCCCGUCAAAGCUAGUCAGGGCUGCAAGUGUGAGCGAGCUGCCUGCACCACGCAGACUCCGCUGGAAAUGUACUCCAGAUGUUCACAAACUUCUUGCCUCUUCUGCUGACAAACUACAGAGGCAGGUGAAAAACCUGGACAUGAAUGUCCACACAUUCUACGAUUACGGGAAAGAGUUCAUCAAGAAGCAGAAGAUGAGUCCCGACGCCUACAUCCAGGUUGCUCUUCAGUUAGCCUACUACAGAUGUCACAGCAGACCGGUGUCGACCUAUGAGAGUGGUUCUAUACGUCGUUUUCAGCAGGGCAGGGUGGACAACAUCCGCUCCGCCACUCCAGAAGCCCUGGCCUUUGUCAAAGCAAUGACUGAUGGGAAACUGAGCACAAGCGAUACAGAAAAGAUGGAGCUGUUACGAGGGGCAAUAACCGCGCAGACAAAGUAUACUAUUCUGACUAUUACAGGGUUGGCAAUAGACAAUCACUUACUAGGACUACGUGAAAUUGCACAUGAACUGAAGAUGGAGAAGCCGGAAAUGUUCAAAGAUGAAGCCCAUCUCAUCAGUAAUCAGUUCAUUCUCUCUACAAGUCAGGUUCCUACUACUGUUGAGAUGUUCUGCUCCUACGGACCCGUGGUUCCAAACGGAUAUGGAGCGUGCUACAACCCUCAGUCAGACCACAUUAUCUUCUCUGUGUCCAGUUUCCAUGAGAGCCCGCAGACAUGUUCAGCAGAAUUUGUCAAGUGUGUGGUUCAGGGACUCCUGGACAUGAGGGAUCUGUGCAAUAAAUGUAACUCCAGCUCCAAUGCAACCCAGCGAAGACAGGGUCAGACGCUGGAGACGCACACGCAAACAGAGACAAACUGGCAAAACAAAACACCGCAGAGACCAGCUGAGCGGAGCGAGAGUGAGCAGACACUGCCACAGGUUGUGCUGAAGACACCAGACCAGACUAAAGUGGAGGCUCAAACCCAGACUUCAUCGCAGGGAGAGUCACAAGCGUUGAAGAACGGAAGUAAAUCAUAGGAAACUGUCAGUGAGAGGGAAAAUAUUGGUGCUGUGAUUUUAAAAGUCUGUUUGGUGAUGCCACAAUGUAUUCCUCGAGUCAUUCAGAACAUUCACUGUAACUGUGAUAAAAAAUGUUACAUAAAGCUGUUAUGUAUACUGUACUGUGUACUGUACUGUCAAAUGUAUGAAGUGCUGAUGAUAAUCUAAUUUACUUAUUCUUAGAGAAUAUGUGAGGUGUUUGGUUAUAAUAGAGUGUAAUAUUAAAAAUCUAAUAUACAGCAGAAAUGUAAAUGUCUGUCAACAUGGCUACUGUAUGUUGGUAAAAAAAGAUCAAGCCAGAAUUGAGCUUUUGAUUGUUGUUUUGCACUUAAUUAAGACGAAUCAGCCAAAGAAAAGAGUAAAUGUAUUGUUUGGUGAUGAGCAAAAGUAGUCUGAGUUAUGGUAAAUGAUGGCUGAUUGUCACUCUAUGUCAACUUGCAAAUCGCAUGCUGCUAUCUGAUUAUUUUCUGAAGAUUCAAGGUACAUUGUAAAUCUAGAAUCUUCUAUGCAAUUUAUAUUUGUAUUGUCUUAGAAAAAUGUGUCUAUUGCACUAACAAUAUACAUGGUUAUUACUUACAUGUAUGUUACAAAAAGUAUCCUUUUAUAAAAUCGUUAGAUGUUUAGUUCAUACUGUACUUACUGUAUUCCAUAUACUGGAAAAAGCAACUGAUCAAGAUUUUAAGCGAUACUGUUUAUGUUAUCAAAGAAUGUUAAAUGUGAUCAAAAUUGUGUAUUUGUACAUUUAUGAGCAGAAUAUACUAAUUAAGUUAUUUAU